This is a messenger RNA of Microsporum canis CBS 113480, 5565 nucleotides long. RefSeq names its product vacuolar membrane-associated protein IML1. Lineage: Eukaryota; Fungi; Ascomycota; Eurotiomycetes; Onygenales; Arthrodermataceae. The transcript has a single exon. Gene Ontology annotation, molecular function: GTPase activator activity. The coding region runs from base 1 to 5565 and encodes 1854 amino acids. The record is from RefSeq and is a predicted model, not a curated record. Gene Ontology annotation, cellular component: GATOR1 complex. Gene Ontology annotation, biological process: intracellular signal transduction; negative regulation of TORC1 signaling; positive regulation of autophagy.
AUGCCGCUAUCCGAACUGUCCAAAGGCAUGCAUCCGAGAGACCUCAAGCAAGGUAAUAAUGUCGAGACGGGCUCCAUUCGGUCUGCGUCAGGCUCAACGCAUGAUCCAAGGCCCAAGUCCGCUAGUACGGCUCCCUCCCAGAGCUCUGCGGCAAGUUCCAGCUCGAGAGCUUGUCUCCUCUCCGUUCACGAUGAGAAUUUCUCUCGAGAGGAUGUUCUGUUCAAUCGCCAGGCUCUGGGUGACUGGGCUGUCAAAGUAGGAGACCUUAUCGAGUUAUCCGCAUUUCACGGUGACCCGUCAGAUUCCCAGCAGGAUGGGGAUCCUUCUGGUGCCAGCACCCAACAGGAUGACCCGGGAGGGAACCCGCCACGAAGCCAGGGCGGUGGUGGCCGUUAUAGCCCUUUACCCGGUCAUCGAGACCGCCGAGGUGACAGUGCGGUGCCAGAGACCUCUCAAACUAUGGGAAACUUCCUUUUUAUCGUCAAGCACAUGCAGCCAGAGAUUCUAGGAAGACACCCCAAUCUCCAGAUAUCAGUCUCAAAUCAAGUCGCCAACAGGUUUGGAUUCAAAAAACGCUCCCAGGUGCUCUUGACUGUGAAGCCACGGUCUUUGUGCUCCGCAACUCAUGUCGAGCUAGUAUUCCGUGAUCAGUUCCUGCUGCGGUCCGAUAUGUGGAGGCUUGCCAUGUCAGAGUUGUUAGAGCGGCCUCUCUACAAGGGCCAAAAGAUUGUCUUCAUGAAUACUGUAAAAGCAACAGUCAAGUCUAUCUUUCAAGAUGGCCGGAAAGUGAUGGCUGGCUACUUCACGCCUCGUACUAUACCGAUCUUUAGAAGCGAGUCCGCAAGAUAUGUUCUCUUCAUUCAGAUGUCCAAGGAGAUGUGGGACUUCAACACGGAAGAAACUGGUGAUAUCCUAUUUAGUCGGGUGAUUGAUGGUCUUCUGCCAGAACUCUUUAAACGGUGGGCGAGCAUAGACGCUCACCAUCUUAUCACCAUCGUGCUAUUUACCAGGGUCCAAUAUAACCACAGCUCCUUUAACGAGUUUAAACCAAUAAUCCUCAACAGUAGCUCACUGAAUCAAUCUACGAUAGGAGAGGAUGGGACCAGCGUACAGGAUUUUUACCGGGUCGUUGUCAAUGACAUGCCCAGUGGCCGAUGGACUGCCAUCUUGGAUGAGCUUAAAAGGGAAUUUAGAACAUUCCUCCGUGAUAUUCUGAUUCCCCCACCCCAGGCGUCAAAGGACGAUGAUAACUUUGCCGAGGGUUCUCCGCCUAUCACUACGGCGGGAACUUCGCCCACUAUCGCUGGCCACCUCACUUCAGCAAUAAAGGGCAACAUCUUAGAAGCUAUCAAUAUUGCUUCGUCCUAUUUAGAUUUUGAGUAUGUUGGCCGUGACUUGGUCAGGACGGGAACAUCAAUCGUUGUGAUAACUCCUGGUUCUGGCACUUUCGAAGUGUCAUUUGAUACUCUCGCUUUGACCUCGGACGCCCUAGGUAGUCGCUCUAUUGGCAUUGACCUUAUAUGCCUGAGUCCCAUGCCACUACAUUCGGUGCCACUAUUCAAAUAUAAAAUCCCAAAACGACGCCCAUCAAAUGCAUCAGCAUCCACUACAAAGAAUGACACAGCUUCUCCCCCACCUUCUGAGGUGGUAUCGUCAACAUCUACUACGACUACGAUUGCCGCCUGGCCCCCUACCCCAAAGCCUGCUCAACUGGCUGGUUCAGGUGCGGUUUACUCAAGUCCUGCUGCCAAGACAAACAUUGACUCUGAAGGGUGGGGGUAUGGAAUUCCAUACUGGAUUGACAUCUCCUUUUGGGGAGCUCAUAAUUAUCAGGACAAAAAAUGGAAGAAAAAUAACGUUACGCCGCCAGCAUUUGGCACAGUCGCACCACAGCCGAAAUUAUUCCAGCCCAAAGUCCGGAUGUACGAGAUACAGAUGAUGGGAGUAAUGGAAAGUGAGCAGUCAAAUAUAUCUAUACCUAACCUUCACGUUGGGCAUUCAGUCAUAGAUGACACAGCUGUGCGCCCACGAAGCUCUGAACUUGGCGCCUUAAAUUCUCCGUCUACAUUAGCUUCCCAUAAUUCGUCACACAAACCUCAAACGCGCGAUAGAGGACAGCCGGGAUCGUUCAUGUAUAGCUUUAAAGACUCUAAAAAGCUGAUAAUGUCCAACCAGGAAAAAAGGCGGACGAGUUUAACUGAGUGGAUGGAUUCCUACGACGAACUAGCAUUUCACAUACGGUCUAAAAAACGAGUACCGAAAUCACACUAUAAACAGAAGUCACCAAGCAUUUCCAAUCUUUCUAUCUCCUCCAGACGAGCCUCACAACAGCCACCACGGGCCUCAGCCCUCCAAAGGAGUUCAACUACCCCGACUCGCGCAAGUGCUGUUUCUCCCAUUUCUAACCCAGUCACAAACUUGAAUAAGGGGUUACCUGUCCCCACCACAAAACCAAGCCAUAAGUCUAACCUUAAGGACACUUCAAAACCUCCAGCCUCACGUAAUAAUACCCGUUCAAUUAGCUUUGCAUUGCUAGGAUUUGGUCGUGCGCCUCCAACAGCUACUGCAAGCACUCAGGUGAAAACUGAGUAUGCAAAAGCACUACCAACUGCGAGCGGGAAAACCCCAGAUGAAAAUGUAUAUGAUUCCAAAUUAGAUGAUCACUCUCAAUUACUCGGCCCUCUUCUACCGGUUGUGGUAGAGCAGCAGAACACAGACGAAUCUAGUCAUUCAGAAGUUAUUCCUUCAAGGCCUAUAUCUAUUAGAACAGCAGUCACUCAUACCCCGAAAGAAUCUGGUACAGGUGCAGCUUCUUUGGACGGUUCGUUCCCCGCCCCUCUACCCCAAAUGCGACAUGAUCAAGGGAGUUUAUUUGAAAGUCAGGCUGCUGGCUCAAAACGAACUGGUCGUAGGUUAGAUAUGGCAAACAACAAUACCCCAGUCACAGGGACUCCUGUUCCUUCGGCAGAGAAAGUAUUAGACCCUUGGAUAAAACAUGUUAAGCCAUGGAAUCCUCCCAAACAUCUUCCUGCACGAGAGAGUUGGUUUGGGCGGUGGCACCACGUCUACCCUCGCAAACCGACCACAUCAUCUGUAAACUGGAAGAGUUUGAAAUCACCCGCUGCCUUACCUCUAACCACAGAAGAAUUCCCAACCGGGGAUGAGUUGGAAACAAAUUACUUGCAGACCCCCUACACUGUUUAUCAGGAUGAAGACUCUGAAAUGACUGAAAGCCCCAAAACGAGGGAUGCGUUACUGAGGGAAAUGAUUGCCCUACGAUUAUCUCACGGAUUCCAAAUAGUUCUCAGGAAUCAAAGAGAAGAUAUCACAUUUGGAGACUCUAUUUUCGACCUAAGUGCCCUGGCGAAAGAUAAUGUGACCAUUUACAUGUCAAUGGGUGGAGUUAUUCAUCGUUUAGUAUGCGUUGGUAGAGGUGAAAUUGAAGUUACUCAAUUCACACGCAAGCCUCUCAACGGCUACCUACAGGACUCAAAGGACUUGGAAAUUACUUAUCGCCCUGCUGUCAAGACAAUCCAAGGGACGCAGUACUGCAAAAACCGCAUCCGCUUGACAUUGUCUCAACUUGAAUAUAAUUGGAGCUUUGCAGAUUCAUUCCUUGCCGGCCAUCGAGAUCAUUUAGCAGAUUCUUUGCGUCAGCUUAAACACUGGCGAACGCGCUUUGUUUUAAUACCCGUUCAUGUUUCAACGCAUUCCCGACGCCCUAAUUCCUCCAUAAAUGAGGAUAACGAGGAAGAACGUCAUAUAAUGGGUAUCUAUCAGCUAACACAAGUUUGGCAACGGUAUAAAUAUGUCCCCCCAGAGGAGAAAAGAUUUCAAUCAACUAGCAUGAAAAAGAAGGAUCAAAACCCGCUAAACAUUCUUUAUCAAACAUGCGAUCCGUCUGUCGUCGUUGCAACCGAACUUGACAGGCUUUUACUAGAAGACCCAGGACUCGAUAAUCCACCUGCACAGCUUCUCCCCGAAUCAGAAUUGCUCCAGAAAUCUUCCGUAUCACUAUCCUCAAUUGCUCAAGCAAUGCAGUCUGAUAAGGGAGUAAGAAUGAUGGAUAGAAGAUGGCACUGGCGCCUUCAUUACAAUUGUUUCGUUGGAAUGGAGUUGACAAGCUGGCUGAUAAAAAAUUUCAGUGAUAUUGACACCCGUGAUGAAGCAGUACAAUUCGGAAAUGAACUCAUGAAGCAUGGGCUCUUCCACCAUGUACAGCGGAGACAUAAUUUCAGGGACGGGAACUAUUUCUAUCAGAUUACUGAUGAAUAUAGAAUAACUAGGCCGGAGCCUAAGGGCAGUUGGUUUCAGACCCUCAAAGGUGACAAGUCGGCCCCCGCCACACCUAUGAGCGGAGAAGGAACCAAAGAUUCGCCUUCUAGCUUCCGUUCUAGAUCUGAAAAGAGCUCUGAUGACGGCGGUGGUAGAAGCGAAGUUCUUCCGCCACCACCAAGAUCGUCAGGCCGAGGCAAGGUUGCCAUAUGGUUAGCAAAGAGCAUGAGGUACGACUUAGAUCCUCGCAAGCGGUCAGAUCGCCCAGAGAUAAUCGACCUCCAUUAUGACAGAAUCCAUAACCCAGAAAACUGUUUUCAUAUCCAGUUAAGUUGGAUGAAUGCAACUCCCAAACUUGUCGAAGAUGCAGUUGUAUCUUGGGCUGGGCUGGCAGAGAAAUACGGACUGAAAUUGGUCGAACUACCACUCUCUGAGGCCUCGUCAAUUAUCGAGUCACAAGUCUUCAGACGCCCGUUUCCAAUAAAGCUUAAACACCCACCACCCGAGCCCCCAUCUGCGAACCUCUUCACCUCCACAUCUUUUGCGUCUCAAUGUGCUCCGGACCGCCAUUUCUAUCAUAAAGCCAUCCUAAAGAAGUUUGAUUUUAUCCUUGAUUUUGAACCUUACAGCGCAUUUCCAACAGAUGUCGAAGUAUCUUAUUCGUGGGGUAAGCCUGAUUAUAGAUUCCCUCAAUACGUUCACAGGUCUGGAGCGGUUCUCGCCCAAAUCACGGAUGAAGGAGACUUCCUACUCUUAACCAAUCGAUUGUUCAACACCUACCAUCCUUCCGUUGUGAUUAAGGAGUCAACCAAGUUUGAGCGAAGCGAAUAUUUCCGGCCGCGUGCAUCUACCAUUGUUGACUCUACACUGUAUGAUCGUGGUUCUCCUCACCUAUCACCAGUCGUACGCAGCUCCGGAAUCAACGGCUUCUCACCUUCUGUCACACCACAGCCACAGCAGCAGCCCGAGCCUAUCAACCUAUAUCAGGCAGCAGCAGAUCUGAAAGACAAAUUACAAGCGUUCUGUAACGACAAGGAGAAGCUGGAUGCUUUCUUUGCUACUGCUGCUGCGCAGGGGAGACCAGUUUCCACGAAAGCCAGCCCAACGAACACAAUGACUUCUGACUCGUUGAUCCCGUCCCUGGUGUUACCGGACAGCGUAGUACGCCAUUCAACCUCAAGUUCGGCGGGGAAAGUGCCUCAACGGUCUGCCUCCAUAGACUCGGUCGUGGUACAACAUACGCCCCGAUAUAGCCCGGCGCACGAUUUUCCAGGAACUCCUCAACUAUAA